Molecule: messenger RNA, 2823 nt
Organism: Orcinus orca (killer whale)
Lineage: Eukaryota; Metazoa; Chordata; Mammalia; Artiodactyla; Delphinidae
Product: olfactory receptor 5C1
Biological process (GO): G protein-coupled receptor signaling pathway; sensory perception of smell
Cellular component (GO): membrane
Molecular function (GO): olfactory receptor activity; odorant binding
Source: RefSeq, a predicted model, not a curated record
UUUGUUACACAGUUAGGACUCACACCCAAGUCUACCUGUCUCCCAGUACAAAGAGCUUUCUCACAGGUGAUGGUCCUAACCUUUCCCUCACCUCCCUCCUGCUUUGUCUCUCCCCAGACUCUGUCCUGCAGGAUGAUGCCAGAGAACUUCACUUGGGCCAGGGGUGCCCCUACGGAGUUCAUCCUCCUAGGCAUCACAGAUCGCUGGGACCUGCACCUGACCCUCAUCCUGAUCUUCCUGCCCGUCUACCUGGUGAGCCUGCUGGGAAAUGUGGGCAUGGUGCUGCUAGUCUACGUGGUCGCCCAGCUCCACACACCCAUGUACUUCUUCCUGGCCAACGUCUCCCUGCUGGAUGCCUGCUAUUCCUCAGCCAUCGGAGCCAAGAUGCUCGUAGACCAGCUGUUGCCCUGCAUCUCCAUCCCUUACGCAGCCUGUGCCCUCCAGAUGUUUUUGUUUACAGGGCUGGCGGAUGCCAAGUGUUGCCUGUUGACAUCCAUGGCCUAUGACUGCGAUGUGGCCAUCGGAAACCCUCUUCUCUACGCCACUGCCGUGUCACGGCGUCUGUGUCUGGUCUUUCUGGCAGCAUCAGGCCUGGGUGGGGCAGUGAGUGCCAUGGUCCACACGACCUUCACCUUUCACCUGAGCUUCUGCGGCUCUCGGGAGGUGAACAGCUUCCUCUGCGAUAUCCCUCCACUGCUGGCCAUCUCCUGCAACGACACCAGUCUCAGUGAACUUCUCCUCUUCGUCAUCUGUGGCUUCAUCCAGACAGCCACCGUGUUGGCUUUCGCCGUGUUCGGGUUCAUUGCCGGAGCCAUGAUCGGCAUGCACUCGGCCAAGGGCCGGUGGCGAGCAGCCUCUACCUGUGGCUCCCACCUCACGGCCGUGGCCGUGCUUUACGGGACAAUCAUUUUCAUGAACCUGUGCCCCAGCUCCAGCUACACCCUGGACACUGACAAGAUGGCAUCUGUGUUCUACACCCUUGUCAUCCCAGCUCUCAACCCGCUCACCUACAGCCUCCGCAACAAAGAGGUCAGGGAGGUGCUCGGAAGGAACUGGAAGCACUGCUGCUGUCCGAGGCCGGCGCACGAGUGCGAGGUCCGAGAGGCUGGUUAGGACUGACUCUGAAGAGAUGAGGAGAGCUCUUCCCGGGCCCGGUCACUGUGGGUAAAGGUGGAGGUUCCUCUGGCUGGGUGUCUCUUGUCAUUGUUUGAGGGGGAGAAAAGGGGAGAAACUGAAGCUAACAGACAGGAGACAGGAACCUGGAGUAAUCUAGCCCCAGCGCCAGAAUCAAGAUCAAGUUAAUCAGCUGUUGAGAUGCCUUAGGUUCCUCGAUGUUCAAAACAUGGAAGUUCCUGCAUGUCACCAGGUGCAGUAACUAAGUUUAUUUGCCGCUUGAACUUCUGAGAGGAUGAUUCCCGGAAACACCAGAUAGGAGCCGUAUUGGCUGCAAGUGUUUCUUGCUCUUCUGAGGUCCUUCAUGACCAGUAAGUCUGCUUCUGCUCACCUCGACCCCAAGAGAACAUCUUCAGUACCCACUCAUGCCAAAGAAUGGGAUGGAAUCUGGCGAGGCAAAUAUCUUUCCCUAUUAGCCUACAUAUUCCAUCUCUCAGGGCAAUGGCCAAGCAGCACCAGCACAUACAUGAGCUCGUUCCUAAAAUCCUAUAGUUGGGUUAGAAUUUGACCAAGAUUUAUUUAUUGCAGGGCUGUGUAGAGAAUAGGGAAGGAUCAGAACUAUGGUUAUGGUUAGAAUAUGGUUAGCGUUCAUGUUAUGGCUAAGACGAGGGUUAGAGUUAGGGUAAAGCCAGGGUUAGGUUACAAAUGGACAAAUUUAGGAUUGAAUUAAAAUUAUGUAAAUUUUACAAUCUGGAUUGAUUCUAAUUAAUAGUGGAUUUGGGAUAAAUUUAGGAGUAAGGGUUUGGAUAAAUUUGAGCUCUUAUUAGAAAUAUUAGAAAUAACAUGUACACACUACUAUAUAUAAAACAGAUAGCCAGCAAGGACCUACUAUAUAGCACAGAGAACUGUACUCAAUAUUUUGUAAUAAGCUAUAAGGGGAAAGAAUCUGAAAAAGAAUGUGUGUGUAACUGAAUCACUUUGCUGUACACCUGAAACUAACACAACAUUGUAAAUCAACUGUACUUCAAUAUAAAAAAAAGAAAUGUUAGAAAUAUUUUAUAGUUAGUGUUAAAGGGCAGGACUACUUAAGAUGAGAAUUCAGGUUUCUUUUUUUAUUGCUAGAUUAAAUUUGAGUUAGAGUUUAGCUCAUGUUAGAGCUCUGUUCGAUUUAAGUUAAGUUGGUAUGUGGAUAACGUUUGUGAUAAGCUUACGUCACAGUCUAGUUAUUAUUACAGUUAGCCUAGGUUCAGAACUAGAUGAAAGUAAGGCAUAAGAAGAGUAUUUUGAGUAUCAAAUCAACAUGUUUGGGGUCACUUUGAGACGUAUUUAGGGUUAUGGAUAAUGGUUGAUGUUUCUUACAGCUUAAGAGUAGGAGCUAAGUAUUGGUGGAUUUAAGUUUCAUCGAGGGUUAUGAGUCUGCUCAGAUUAGCAGGUGGUCAGGUAGUGUGGACUGCUUUGUGUUAAGAUUACAACAUCCAGAGGCAGAGUGGGGGUCUGGAGAGGAAAUUCCAUAAACCUCUAGGGCAAAGGCAACCACAGUGCUCCAGGUCAUGCUGGACCCUUCAGAUCCAGUACUCUUGGGAUUUUUGUAUACCCAGAGUUUACACUUUUGACAGAUUUUCUUUGUCUCCCUGACUCAGGUGCACAUGGGCAAGGCCCAAGGCACUGCAUUCUGCCCAUGAAGCCCCUUCAUGCAAGAGCAGGGCAGGA